Messenger RNA from Mesocricetus auratus (golden hamster), 3933 nucleotides. RefSeq names its product phosphatidylinositol glycan anchor biosynthesis class Z (gene Pigz). The record is from RefSeq and is a predicted model, not a curated record. Lineage: Eukaryota; Metazoa; Chordata; Mammalia; Rodentia; Cricetidae. Gene Ontology annotation, molecular function: alpha-1,2-mannosyltransferase activity. Bases 1983 to 3665 code for a protein of 560 amino acids. The transcript is spliced from 3 exons. Gene Ontology annotation, biological process: GPI anchor biosynthetic process. Gene Ontology annotation, cellular component: endoplasmic reticulum membrane.
CUUGCAUAGGGCAUCAUCGGUGCUGGCAGCCCCGAAGCCUCCUCUCCCCCCGCCCCGCAACACAGGCGGGGCCAAGAUUCCUGCGACACUUUGCUCUCCAGCCGGCGGUUGGGCGAGUAGCCCGUCCCUGUCUGCACCACGCACAAAGGGACAGCAUUGGUCUUGUGUCAGCAUGGAAGGCGCUGCCCCGGACAACAGCCUUCAGGGCUCAGCAUCCGGAGUGAAUGGGACCAGCAGCGGAAGGGCCACAUCCCCAGUCCACUCCCUUAGGCGAUCUCCGCCUCUGGCACAGGAACCUCCACGGCGUUCAACUUGGUUUGGUUUUAGUGGGAUUUGCUUUGGUUGGGGCUAAAGACGGGCACGGGGCCUCACACAUGCUAGGAGAAGCAGUCACCACCCACCCACUCGCCACUCCCAAUACAGGGUGAUUUGUUUCGAACGACAAAAGAUGUGUGACUGAAAGCUGGCGCGGUGGCGCACGCCUGUAAUUCAGCUCCUGGGAGGAUGAACAGGAGGAUGGCGAGUUCGAGACCACCGAGACCCUGUCUCAAAACAAGCAAACAACAUGUACGGCGAGAAACGCGCUGGCGUGACUAUGCUAGUCCUGAUAACGAAGCUUAUCCGGCAUAGGUUUACAAGGAAGGGCUGCUGACAGAAUGCACUCACAGCACAGGCAAAGUAGGAUCAGUCCCUCAGGAGCCCCCACUGCAGACUGCGGGACUGGGGGCGGGGGCAUGCACAAUUGUCCCCAUCCUCCGCCCCGCCUAGCGAGUUCUGCCUGAUCUCUGGCCUAAUUCCCUAGUGGCAGUCCAGAGCCGGCUGUGGAGAGGGAAGGGCAUCGCCCCACCCCGCCUGCAGUCCUCUGUCCCGCAGGCGCAGGGCCUUAGGGCCUCGGGUGCCGGCCCCCGCUCCGGGUGACCCUGGUAGCCAGCGUGGCAGGUGCAGCCCAGAGGCAGCGAGUGGGUGAGUCAGUCCCAGGCUGGGAAGAGUGACUGGGGACGGGAUGAGGGCACAAUGGGGUCCACCUUUAGCUUUGCAUGCAGCCCACAGAUCAGCAGGGGAGACGUAGCUCGCACCAGCAGAUUUCCCCCAAACCGCAGGCUGAGAGCACUGACAGGCAGGGAACCUAGGGGACUACACGGGACUCAUGCUGACAUUUUCCUGGGAAGGGAGGCUCAGGGUGCUUUCCAUUUUAGAGCACUGGCUUAGGGCCCAGAGGCCUAGGUUUGCAUCCUCUCCUGUUACCAGACUUUCCCGGAGCCGGGGUUCCUAGGAGGGAUCCACAGCCAUACUGAGUCUCGAUAUCCCCAUCUAGAACAUAGCAGCAAGGUUUCCAUGGAACAGAAACUUUAAAAAGUGCGGAGAAAGACGUCUGUGUGCACCGAGAGAUCCCCUAAUUUUAGCUGGGAGAAACCAAACCAAGCCUGCCUUUCCCCUGAGAGAAUGGGACCCAGGGGUCCCAUGGAGGCAAGGACAAGGGAAAGGGGACCCUGUAGGCCAGUGAAAAGCUUUCUUGUCGAUGAUCAUGGACGUCUUUGCAACACCAUGGCAGGGACAGUUGCUGCUUUCUGUGAAGAGGACAUCCUUCCCCUGUGCUCAAAUGUCACGUGUCUCCUCCAGAUACCUUUAUCCCAAACCACUGAGAAGCACUGUCAAGAUGGUCAAGGCCUUGAAUUUUCCUGUUGCAAAGCGGAAUUCCAUUUUGCGGCCUGGAACUGCCAGGGUGGAGAUAGUUAACUGGUAUGCCCCAGUCAGUGGGGCCACCUCGCUCCCCUCCACUCUCCUUCUGAGCUGUUUAGCAGGCUGUUGUAUGCCAGGUCAAUCAAAGAACAAACAGCUCCCCGCUGGCAACCAAAAGGUAGAGCCCCAAGCAGAACUCAGUGCAGCCUCAGCGUCAAGAUGUAGAUCUCCGGAGUGGCACCCGUGACAGCUGUGAAGUCACUCCAGGCUUUCAGCCCAGUGUUUGACAGUCUGCUGUGAAGAUGGCAGCCAGGGUGAUUUGGGGUAGCCUCAGCCUGCUUCGAGUCUUGUGGUGUCUCCUCCCCCAAACUGGCUACAUACACCCAGAUGAGUUCUUCCAGUCACCUGAGGUCAUGGCAGAGGACAUCCUGGGUGUGCAGGCUUCACGGCCCUGGGAAUUUUACCCCAGCAGCUCCUGUCGCACUGUGGUCUUCCCAUUGCUGACCUCUGGCUCUACCUUCUGGUUGCUCAGGCUCUGGGAAGAGCUAGGGCCCUGGCCUGGUCUGGUGAGUGGCUACAUGCUGCUGGUGGGGCCCCGACUCCUCCUCACUACCCUCUCCUUUGCCCUGGACUGGGCCAUGUACUAUCUGGCCCCGCUGUGGGGGGCAGAUCGCUGGAAUGCCAUGUGCCUGCUGUCUGGGUCCUAUGUCACCCUGGUUUUCUACACAAGGACUUUCUCCAACACCAUCGAGGGACUGCUCUUCACCUGGCUGCUGGUGCUGGUGUCCCCUUAUGUGGCAUGGAGUCCCACAUCCAAGAAGCCUACCCCGGGUCCAUGGUGGCACAGCUGCCUUCUUGGUGCUAUCGUGGCUGCUGGCUUCUUCAAUCGGCCAACCUUUUUAGCCUUUGCUCUGGCCCCCCUCUCUCUCUGGGGCAUCCACAGAGCCUUAAAGCCUGGCAUCAAGGCCUUGAUCCAGGAGGUCCUGGUGCUGUUGCCAGGGGCUGUUCUUGCUGCAGUGUUGUUUAUAACCAUGGACAGUUGGUAUUUCUCCAGCCUCUCCAGAUCCAGUGGCCUUGUUCUUACACCUGUCAACUUCUUGUACUACAACCUGGAUCCCCAAAACCUUGCAAGGCAUGGCACACAUGCACGGCUCACCCACCUGGCAGUCAAUGGCUUCCUGCUCUUUGGGGUAUUGCAUGCUCAAGCCCUGCAGGCUGCAUGGCAACAACUCCACAGCUGCCUCCGUUCACUUGUACAAACCAGCCUGUUGAGGGCGCGGGGUCCCCAGGACCCACUGUCUAGUUCUAAGUCUUACCUCCUUCUCCUUUACUUCACACCCCUGGUCCUGCUAUCUGCCUUUAGCCACCAAGAGGCUAGAUUCCUGAUUCCCCUCCUAGUCCCUCUAAUCCUGCUUUGCAGUCCACAAACGCAACCUAUACCCUGGAGGGGCACCUUGGUCUUCUUCAAUGCCCUAGGUGCGCUCAUCUUUGGCUGCCUGCAUCAGGGAGGUUUGGUACCGGGCCUGAAGCACCUGGAGCACGUAGUCCAUGAACCUGUUCUCCCAGGCAGGGCCACCCACUACACGCUUCUCUUCACUCAUACCUAUAUGCCUCCUCAGCACCUCCUACACCUUUCAGGCCUGGGACCCCCUGUGGAGGUGGUAGACAUGGCUGGGGCUGAGGACUGGGUCCUGUGCCAAGCCCUGAACAACUUCAGCAGACAACCAGCCUGCCAACGGGCUGGUGGGCCACAGCUAUGCCGACUCUUUGUAGUAACUCCUGGGACCAACAGGCAUGCUCUGGAGAAGUGCAGUUUCCUUCUCAAGAAUGAGACUCUCUUGUUUCCCCACUUGACCCUGGAGGACCCUCCUGCCCUGUCCUCCCUGCUCAGCGGGGCUUGGAGGACCCACCUUAGUCUUCACAUCAUAGAGCUGGAGAAGAAGCCUGUAGUGACAAAGCAGUCGCGGCCCAAGAGUCAGCCAUAGAAGGUGCCACUCCACACAGGGUGCUGGGCUGGGACAACGGAACAGGACUCCCAUUGCUGUCUGCUCUGGGGACAGCCACAGGCUGUUCCUCUAGGUGAGCCCACAUUCCUAUCCCUUAGACACCAAAGAUCAGACCAGUCAUGGUCCCAAUGUCAAGGUUCCCAAAGAAACCAACCAUACCCACCGGCACAUGUCUGUUUCUAUGCCGUUACUUCCAAUUGCUGUGUAAUGUCUAAAAUAUACAGUAGCGCCUGGUUAUCAAAGACAA